This is a messenger RNA of Sodiomyces alkalinus F11, 1857 nucleotides long. RefSeq lists its product as hypothetical. Bases 1 to 1857 code for a protein of 618 amino acids. The transcript has a single exon. NCBI's taxonomy places the organism in Eukaryota, Fungi, Ascomycota, Sordariomycetes, Glomerellales, Plectosphaerellaceae. The record is from RefSeq and is a predicted model, not a curated record.
AUGUUUUCUCUCAACGGCCCCAUUCACAAUGCUUUCGGAUGGAAUCAGCAGAAAGAGACCUCCGACGAUGGCUCUCGCCCUGGUCACGGGUUUGGCCGCUCACGACCCGGAGCGAACGACACCAACGAAUCACACCCCAUCGAUGAUUUGAUCGACGAAGCCCAGUCGGCAUUCAGACAACUCCUCGGCAAGCGCUCCGUUACUCUCGAACAAGCGGCAUGGCGAUAUCGCGAAAGACGGGGCCGCCAUCCACCGCCCGGCUUUGACGCCUGGUUCGCUGCCGCCGUCGCAUCCGACGCCGUGGUCGUCGAGGAAUUCUUCGACCGCAUCCACCACGAUAUCAACCCUCUGUGGGGUCUUGAGCCCGCUGACCUGCGCCGCCGCACAGGCCACCAAGCAUCCGUCAUCCGAGUACGCGCCGGCAACGUCCAGAUCGAUACGGACCUUGAGGAGCCGCCCCACCGCCUACGCCAGUGGGCGAAGCUGGUCGCCGAGAUGUCCCCUCACAUCCCCGACCUUGACAUGCCCGUGAACACCAUGGACGAGUCGCGCGUUCUCGUGCCCUGGGAACAGGUAGACGAAUACGUGGCUGCGGAGAAACGGAGUCGCCUCUUUCAGCCUGUGCAUGACGCCAUCUCCGAGUACAGCGGCUUGGCCGCCGACGAUGCGGCGGCAGAGGCGGCUGCAGCGGCAGCGGCGGCGGACAAGUACGACCCUCACUGGAUUGGUGGCGAGGUCACCAAGUACUGGGACCAUUUCCGCGUCGCCUGCCCGCCAGGCAGUCCCGCCCGCAACCUGUCCGCCUUGUCCUCUUUCAAUGUUCCCGUUGAUUACCCCUCAGGUCCUCCGCCUGGGUACACAUAUCGCGGCUACGUCCGCAAUUUCACCGCUUCCCAAGAUGCGUGUUUCCAGCCACACUUGCGCGGCAUGCACGGCACAUUCGUUGAGAGCAUCAGCAUGUCCACCACCCACGACAUGGUCCCUCUCUUCGGCGAGUGUAAGCUUCCACAGAACAACGAGCUCCUGAUCCCAGGCGCCGUAUAUCUUGACGACGACCUUACCACGUACAGUGGCGGCAAAGCCCGGGGUGGUCCCUGGCGCCAGAAGAAGGAUGGUCUCGUUUGGCGCGGCGUCUCUUCGGGCGCCCGCAACAAGAGGCACAACUGGUGGCACAUCCACCGCCACCGUUUCGUCCAGAUGCUCAACGGAACCGCCAUCUCCGCCGCCGAGGUGAACGGGACCAGCCAGGCCAAGACCUUCUCGCUUGUUCCCCCAGACGUGUACGACCUCGGAGUCCAGGUACAGGGCCGGCUAGGCGAAUGGGUGUCCAGUUUCGCCGACGUGGGCUUCGUCGAUAUCCUCUGCGACCCGCCCGACUUUUACCAUCACUGGUGGAAGGGGAAGCAAAGGCAGAAGACGUGCCGGUUCGUCGCUCCGUACUACUCUGUUGCCGACGAGUUGCCCAUGGCGAAGCAGUACGCCUUCAAGUUCCUCCCGGAUGUGGACGGAAAUUCCUUCAGCGGACGGUAUCGGGCCUUUCUCCUCUCGACGAGCCUGCCGCUCAAGUCGACCAUUUACGCCGAAUGGCACGACUCUCGUCUGUUUCCGUGGGUGCACUUUGUUCCCUUUGACAAUUCGUACAUGGACAUCUACGGAAUCAUGGAUUACUUCUUGGACGGGCACGACGCGGAGGCCGAACGCAUUGCGGACGAGGGCAAGGCUUGGGCCGAGUCUGUGCUCCGGAGAGAGGACAUGAGGCUCUAUGUUUGGCGGUUGUUGCUGGAAUACGCGAGGGUCAUGGACGACAACCGGGAUCGACUGGCGUUUGUGGACGAUUGGCGGGGCCUGACGAACUGA